AUGACGUUGCUUAGCCCUCUUCGUCUCUGUCUAUGCCUGUACGGCUUCAGCAUCGUCGCUGCGACGCCUAUGGAUCUGGGUGACCAGCAGUCAUGGCAGGAAUGGAGCUCGUUCUUGGGUCAGAGCCCUCGACAGCGAGCUGAUACGCAGCACACCCCUUCUUCGGUCGACUCUGCCAAUGGACAUCGACAAACUUCACAUGAUGUCGGUACCUUUGCGCAGCCCGGUCCGCCUUACCAACAAAACCUGCAGAGUGGGUGGAGAUACGACCCGGCUGCUUCAGCUAUCGAGCCCCAAGGCAGAUGGGAACACAAUUCGGCAGGACAGCAUCCUCCCAGGCUGAGCAUGGGCUCCAUGGGCUCCUUUGCAUUCGAUCCGCACCUUGCGCACCACGAUGAGCAAGACCUGGCUGACCAGGCUUCCCCAGUGCCUUCACACGUGACCCCCUCGAACCAGGCUGGCUUCGAAGCAGCUUCGUCUUCGGGUGCUGAGGCUUCGGACGACGUGGCAAGCCAGCAAGCAAAACGGCCGGGUCGCACCCUCAAGGACACCUAUCCGUACUCUGCCCGGGCAUGGACUCCCGAAGAGGUCGCCGAGUUUUCCGCACAAGGCUUGUCACUUCGAACCGCGCUCGAGCCGAACUUCUUCUCGCGGCUCCCUUUCCUUCCGCCACCCCCACCCGUACCAUCGAGUAUCGCUCGCCCCAGAUACGUGACGCCUGCCUCGUCCGACGUCCGACAUCUGAUCAACCAACGCAUCUUCAACGGUCGCCUCAAGUGGUUCGAUCCGCUGAGCCUGCCAAUCGACGAACGCACCUUCCGGAGAGCAGGGGUGUUGUACCUUCCCAGCCGCCAGCUUCCCUUUGUGACUGCGCUCCGAACGGACAAUUCGCACUUCGCCGAGCCAGAGAUCAGGAUCACCUUGCACAUCCGAAUCAGGGGCAAGUGGAAGCAGCUCAUAGGCCACGAGCUCGACGGCAAGCUCUUUUAUCAAUUCUGGGGAUUGCCAGAAGGCAACGGUCGAGGGAGGCACCCCAUCCAACACUAUGGGCUCGGGUACGUGAACAGCGCAGAUCUGGACUUGGUCGACCGCCAUCUCCUAACCAUGCAGACGCUUGCGGACGGGGCAAACAGCUUGCGUGCAGUCUAG
Molecule: messenger RNA, 1149 nt
Organism: Kalmanozyma brasiliensis GHG001
Lineage: Eukaryota; Fungi; Basidiomycota; Ustilaginomycetes; Ustilaginales
Exons: 1
Coding region: 1-1149 (382 amino acids)
Source: RefSeq, a predicted model, not a curated record